GUUGACCAGGCAGAGGGGUAUUUAUGUUUAUGAUUUACGAGACACUAUGGUCCCGGUUGAUGUCGGAUUCAGAACACCAGCAACAUGUCUUUGAUCGGUGUUUAGCUCUAGCUACUGUCCCGCUGCAGCGGAACCGCCAGCUGUCGUAGGCUAUGAGUGUGGGUGAUGGAGGACAGCCAAUGUGGGGACUUGGACUACCUGAUCAAAGAUGAGGACACACUCAUUGAAGGUAUCAGCAACCAGGUCCUGUUUGUUGUGGUCCUUAGUGUGGCAUUCCUGGUCGGCCUCCUCACGCUGCUCUGUAGACAGGAGCAGCUGAACAUCCACCCUGAGAAUCAGGAGCAUGUCCGAGCCGUGCGGCAGCAGCUACAAACGGAGCAGGAUGAAAAUCAUCAGCCAGAAGCCAGGCAGCAGUAUUACACAGACAUGUCUUGUCCUGUGUGUUUACAGCAGGCUGUUCUGCCUGUGGAAACCAACUGUGGACACCUUUUCUGUGGCUCCUGCAUUAUAGCCUACUGGAGAUAUGGUACCUGGUUGGGUGCUAUUAACUGCCCCAUCUGCAGACAAAUGGUGACAUUGCUCUUCCCACUGUUUCAUGAGCACGCCGGUCCUCAGCAGGUCCAGGAUGGCCAGGCAGAACCUCAGCUCAUUUUAAGAGACAUUAAUGAUUACAACCGCAGGUUCUCAGGCCAGCCAAGAUCUUACAUGGACAGGCUGCGAGACGUGCCCACCCUGCUGCGUCAUGCCUUCAGGGAGAUGUUUUCUGUGGGUGGACUCUUCUGGAUGUUCAGAAUUCGAAUACUUCUUUGCUUAAUUGGGGCAAUCACCUAUCUGGCCUCCCCCCUGGAUAUCCUCCCAGAGGCGCUGUUUGGACUCCUGGGAUUCAUGGACGAUUUCUUUGUAAUCCUACUUCUUUUUGUGUACAUAUCUAUUAUGUACAGAGAGGUGGUUACACAGAGACUGAAUGGCUAGAAGACAUUCACUUGCUUAUAUAGCAGGGUCACAAUGAAAGAUGAGCUGGGCCUCAAAUGGCUGAAUAAUUAUCCAACAGACUGGUUUAGGUUAAGUCCAACACUGGAGAGGGAUUUGAGAUUGAGCUCUGACUCUUGACUCUGUAAAUAGUUUUGUUUCAGGUUCAAAGAUUGAAUCUUUCAUGGUUGAGGAAACAGCAUAAGGAAGGAUACAUAGGAAUGUGAAAAUCUACUUUAAAUCACACUCUGCUACAACAGUAUUGCCAAUGUAAAUCAUCAUAAUGGUGACAGUAUUGUAAAAUGAUGUGAAAUUGAAUGUUUGGUCUUAAUUAUAUGCAUUUGAUGUUAAAGGUC
Messenger RNA from Betta splendens (Siamese fighting fish), 1325 nucleotides. It is a transcript of the gene rnf170, whose product is annotated as ring finger protein 170. Bases 166 to 972 code for a protein of 268 amino acids. Gene Ontology annotation, molecular function: ubiquitin protein ligase activity. Lineage: Eukaryota; Metazoa; Chordata; Actinopteri; Anabantiformes; Osphronemidae. The record is from RefSeq and is a predicted model, not a curated record. The transcript is spliced from 7 exons.